GCGCGGCCGCCUGUCUGCACCGGCAGCACCAUGUCGCUCAUGGUCGUCAGCGUGGCGUGUGUUGGGUUCUUCUUGGUCCAGAGGGCCUGUCCAUACACGGGUGAUCAGGACAAGACCUCCCUGUCUGCCCAGCCCAGCGCUCUGGUGCCUCAGGGAGGACACGUGACUCUUCGGUGUCACUAUCGUCGUGGGUUUAACAACUUUACCAACUUCACUCUGUACAAAGACGACAGAAGCCACGUUCCCAUCUUCCACAGCAGAAUAUUCCAGCAGAGCUUCCUCAUGGGCCCUGUGACCCCGGCACACGCAGGGACCUACAGAUGUCGGGGUUCAUACCCGCACUCCCCCACUGAGUGGUCGGCACUCAGUGAACCCCUGGCGAUCAUGGUCACAGGAGUCCACAAAAAACCUUCCCUCCUGGCCCUCCCAGGUACCCUGGUGAAAUCAGGAGAGACAGUCAUCCUACAAUGUUCCUCAGAUACCGUGUUUGAGCACUUCUUUCUGCACCGUGAGGUGACCUUUGAGGAGCCCUUGCACCUUGUUGGAGAGCUCCAUGGUGGGAGUUCCCAGGCCAACUAUUCCAUGAAUUCCACGACGUCUGACCUUCCAGGGACCUACAGAUGCUACGGUUCUGUCACUCACUCCCCCUAUGUGUUGUCAGCUCCCAGUGACCCCCUGGACAUCGUGAUCACAGGUCUAUAUGAGAAACCUUCUCUCUCAGCCCAGCCGGGCCCCACAGUUCAGGCAGGAGAGAACGUGACCUUGUCCUGCAGCUCCCAGACCUCGUUUGACAUGUACCAUCUAUCCAGGGAGGGAGAGGCCAAUGAACUUAGGCUCCCUGCAGUGUCUCGUGUCAAUGGAACUUUCCAGGCCAACUUCCUUCUGGGCCCUGCCACCCACGGAGGGACCUACAGAUGCUUCGGCUCUUACCGUGACUCUCCCUAUGAGUGGUCAGACCCGAGUGACCCAUUGUCCGUUUCGGUUACAGGAAACCCUUCACGUAGUUGGCCUUCACCCACUGAACCAAACUCCAAAACCAGUAUCCCCAGACACCUGCAUGUUCUGAUUGGGACCUCAGUGGUCAUGAUCCUCUUCACCAUCUUCUUCUUUCUCCUGCAUCGCUGGUGCUCCAACAAAAAGAAUGCUGCUGUAAUGGACCAAGAGCCUGCGGUGGACAGAACAGUGAACAGGGAGGACUCUGAUGAACAAGACCCUCAGGAGGUGACAUACGCACAGUUGGAUCACUGCGUUCUCACACAGGGAAAAAUCACUCGCCCUUCUCAGAGGCCCAAGAGACCCCCAACAGAUACCAGCGUGUACAUGGAGCUUCCAAAUGCAGAAUCCAGAUCGAAAGUUGUCUCCUGCCCAUGAGCACCACCGUCAGGCCUUGAAGGGGUCUUCUAGGGAGGCAACAGCCCUGUCUCAAAACCGGCUUCACAGCUCCAAUGUACCAGCCGCAGGAAUCUGAAGCUGUGAGUCUGCAUCUUAGGGCAUCGCUCUUCCUCACGCCACGAAUCCGAACGUGCCUCUCUCUUGCUUACAAAUGUCUAAGGUCCCCACUGCCUGCUGCAGGGAAAACACACUCCUUUGCUUAGCCCACAAUUCUCCAUUUCACUUGACCCCUGCCCACCUCUCCAACCUACUGGCUUACUUCCUAGUCCUACUGGAGGCUGCGAUCACACUGAGGAACUCACAGUUCCAAACAUACAAGAGGCUCCCUCUUAACACAGCACUUAGACGCAUGCUGUGCCACCUUCCCUCAUGCUGUUCCACCUGCCACCAGACUAUCUUUCAGCCUUCUGUCAGCAGUGAAACUUAUAAAUUUUUUUUUCAUUUCAACGUAGCUCUCUCCUCUUCAAAUAAACACCACUGCCCUCA
Messenger RNA from Cercocebus atys (sooty mangabey), 1878 nucleotides. Its product is annotated as killer cell immunoglobulin-like receptor 3DL2. The record is from RefSeq and is a predicted model, not a curated record. The coding region runs from base 31 to 1371 and encodes 446 amino acids. The transcript is spliced from 9 exons. Lineage: Eukaryota; Metazoa; Chordata; Mammalia; Primates; Cercopithecidae.